This is a messenger RNA of Danaus plexippus (monarch butterfly), 481 nucleotides long. RefSeq lists its product as uncharacterized. The transcript has 3 exons. NCBI's taxonomy places the organism in Eukaryota, Metazoa, Arthropoda, Insecta, Lepidoptera, Nymphalidae. Bases 139 to 459 code for a protein of 106 amino acids. The record is from RefSeq and is a predicted model, not a curated record.
AUCAUAUAGCAUUUAUAAAAACGAAAAAAAUAGUUUAUGUCAAAAGUAAGGAUGUCUUAGAACGUGAAGAUAAUCCAGCGCCAAAUACAAAAUUUCUGUUGUAUUUUUAACAAGUACCUACAAUUAUUUUAAAUUACAAUGGACAUAUAUUUCGUAGAUAACGCCAGACAGGAUGAAAUUGAUACAUUUUAUGAGGCAUGUCAACGUCAUAGAGACUACUAUAGAGGCUAUCCGAAAGCUCACCAUCCAUUGUUAUACUUCAAAGACCCCGAAUACAUGUAUCAGUGCCCAGCAGAUAUGACACCGACAUAUUUAACAUUCCCGAUGUACUUUGUGAAGUACAAACAGCCUGCAGUAUUACCUAGUAGUAGCGGUCGCACGAGUGGACUGCCCGCGCUACCAGACAGAACGCUCGCCGGAAGAUACAAUAAAGCCGCUUGUAAAGCUUUCGUUAGAUAAAUAAUUAAACAUUUCUUACUUA